AUGAAGUUUGCGAAACAGUUAGAAAGUGAAGCUGAGGACAUUCCCUCCGAGUGGCGACCAUAUCUCAUUCAGUAUAAAGCACUCAAGAAGCUCAUUGCAAAGGUCGCAGUCGAAAUUGAGCGUCGUGGACUGUCUGCUUCUUUUUUACGAGAAUGUCUCGGCAACAAUUCAGCCAACAAUGACAAUGGUCCAAAGAUAAGAUAUUAUUUCACUGGUGAAUCUCCCAAUGUACAUCCCUGCAUCGAGUUCAUUUACGACCCGAAUCAAUCCCAUGUGGAGGAGCUUUUGGAAAAGAUCAUAAGCAAGGAAGAAAAUGAAAGCGACAACAAUACUUGUAAUGCAUCCAGACCUAAGCUUCGAUACAAACGUACAGAGAACGACACGGAUUUCUUCACGCUCAGCAAAAAAGAUGAACGUAUCUUAACAAGUGAUACCAUGCAACGCCGACAAAGUGCAGCAGCGGAACUAUUCCGAGAAUUGAUGGACAUGACACUAUCCAGCAAAGAAGAAACAGAUCGAAUAAGUGAUAUUACGACUGAUGGCGAGGUUGAAAUCAGCAACAAGGUGGAAACAGGAAAGGAGAAAAAGGACAUGCGUAGUCUCGUUAUUGAAUUGGAACACGAUGAUGAAUUCUUUGCGACAUUAAUGACUGAGUUACAACAAGCGGCAGUCCUUCAGGAUAUGACUUCCCAAAGAUUUAAACAAGAUGUAAAUGAAUUGGAGAGGCGCAUGGCCAAAUUGACAGCGCCAAAUCACGUGACCGAUAUGUACGCAUGGCGUGCUAUUUUCAGUCUUUAUAUGGAUGCCCAGAUCUUUAAAGGCAGAGUCGAAUCCGACAGAUCGAUACAUUCGGCUCACAAAUCCAAAGCGCAGAUGGAAUGGUUCACACAACAACUUGGGGAACUCAAUCUUUUGCGUAAAUUCAAGAGUAAAGCUUCCCGAGAAUCUUUCGAGCAGUUUAUUGCACUCAAUACAGAAUUGAUCACCAUGAAACAUUAUCAGCUUUUGAAUCAAACGGCAGUAACCAAGAUUUUGAAAAAGCAUGACAAACGUAGUGGUCUAAACGCCAGUACAAGCUUUCCCAACUUUAUACAACAGAGUCGAUUUUUUAAUACCAAGUUAGCAGAUAUCCUCUGUGCAUCCAUCUUAGGAAAACUGACAACAAUCAUACCGCAACCUGAUGAUUAUCUGUGUCCCGUGUGUAUGUCGGUGGCAUGGAGACCCAUACGUCUAGCCUGUGGUCACGUAUUUUGUGUACGCUGCUUAAUCAAAGCUCAGAAAAAGAAAAUGGAUAGUUGCCCGCUAUGCCGACACCCUACUGCUGUCAAACACGCAAGCUCUUUAAACUUGGAUGUUCCAAUGCAGAACUUCUUGAAGCUGUACUUUCCACGAGAAAUCAAGCAAAAAAAGAAAGACAAUGAACGUGAGCAGGCCAUGGAGGAUAUUCAAGCUAUGACAGGUCGUGCAUAUACCGAAGAGCAGCUAAUGCGCAUGGGAGCUCAUAAUAGAGAAUGUCAUAUUAUGUAA
Messenger RNA from Lichtheimia ornata, 1527 nucleotides. RefSeq lists its product as uncharacterized. The coding region runs from base 1 to 1527 and encodes 508 amino acids. The transcript has 5 exons. NCBI's taxonomy places the organism in Eukaryota, Fungi, Mucoromycota, Mucoromycetes, Mucorales, Lichtheimiaceae. The record is from RefSeq and is a predicted model, not a curated record.